AUGCCCGACGGCGAUGCUCCCAGGCAAGUGGUGCGGCGAGGCUACGGAGUGCUAGCGAGCAAGGCGAGCAUGCUAGUCGGUAGAGGGGCUCACCAGGAGCACGACGAGCUUGACGGCGAAGCGAAUGGAGCUCGGACAGCGACGAAAUCAUCCGAGAACCUGGCGGCAGUGGUCGGAGAAAUUGGCCAAAUUCGCCAGUCCAGGGGCUCCUCAUCUUGCAAGCUUCGACGAGAAGAACGAGGAGAGGAUGGUGGUGCUGGGAGUAUCCUCGGCGAGGCUCAGGGAUGCCUUAAUCACCGACGGUCCUCCUCGUUCCGGCACAGCUCCGCCGUCUACUCCACACCACCGUCGUCAUGGCCGCCGUCGACGCUACAUGAGCCGUGGAACGGAACCCUGCCUUCCUCCUCUACGUCCUCGUCUACUUCCCGGAGCCAAACGCGCCAAGAACUGCUCGAGAUCUUCCACGUCCGCAUCGUCUACGUCCCGGCCACCUCGUCUUCCUCGUCGCCGGCGACCUUCUCCGCCGCUUCCUCGUCUCCGACCACCCCAGGUUUUCCGGCGAGCCUCCCCGUCGCCACCGUGCGCCGUUUACCACCAAGUUGGUUCCUUUUGAAUCAUGGCACUACCUUCUUACUCAACCUUGUUGCGCACGCAAGGGCCACCUCGCAGCAGCCAGCGCUGCCUCUUUCUCCCAGUUCCCUUUUCCUUUUUCAUCGCCGCCGCCACUCUCUUCAGCUUCUUCUUUCUCCCGCUAGUUUCCAAGUCGACCACGCCGCCUCCGUCGCGGACGUCCAACGCUUCCCAAACCUCUCUGUCUGGUCCUCCUCGUUCCGGCACAGCUCCGCCGUCUACUCCACACCACCGUCGUCAUGGCCGCCGUCGACGCUACAUGAGCCGUGGAACGGAACCCUGCCUUCCUCCUCUACGUCCUCGUCUACUUCCCGGAGCCAAACGCGCCAAGAACUGCUCGAGAUCUUCCACGUCUGCAUCGUCUACGUCCCGGCCACCUCGUCUUCCUCGUCGCCGGCGACCUUCUCCGCCGCUUCCUCGUCUCCGACCACCCCAGGCAUUUGCUUCUUCCCGGAUAGGAUCGCGAAGUGGUGUGUGAGAUACGCCAAGUCCUUCGGAUGUUCCUCGGCAAGCUUUAACAGGCAAGCAUUUCCCUUAUACUCCUGCCCCUGCAGAAGUCGCUCACCUAUUUUAUUUUGCCUUCUCCCUCAUGCUAUCCUUGAGUUGCGUUCUUGUCACGUGUCCCUUCCACUUGUUACCUCAAGCAGCCCAUAUUGCCACCACCAACCACCAACCUCCUACAGCUGUUGUUUGGUUAUCGGGUCUGCCUUGCGAGUCAUAGUGCAUGCUAGUGCUGUUUAUAUCGUGUUACCGUUAUCGCUAUCUUAUCGGGUUAUCUGUUGGGGAUCAUGACACAUGGUUAUAUCUGUUGAGGGAAUCAUGGUUACUUGUUAAUAGUUGUUAGCGGAGGCAUCGGUGGGUCAGCUGAUCGUUUUGUGACGGCUCACUUGUGUUUCCUAAAUAUCUUAGGACCCCGAGUUCUUGUUAUCUGUUCCGAGACUGAGCGCUCUAACCACACGUGGGCAUGUUUCUGGGUCUCCCCUCGACCACUGCCGGAAUCUACAGCUUUGUCCAGUGGCCACAACUAGUUUACAUGUUUUACCAUUUGUUGUUUGCGUGCAUGCUAGCCUGUUACUUAUUUACUUUGGGAAGCCCCUGGGUGCCUUGUAUCCCUUGUUUCUGGUAUGCACGUAUAGGUUUGCGGCCUGAGCGUUUAUCGCAUGCUGAAGCGGGUCAUUCGCCCCUGUGUGUGUUUUGACCCUCGGAAGCCGUGCACGCAAUAGCUAGGUCCGCUUCGGAGAUUCGGCCGGACUUCGAUACGGGUUCAACUUAGUUAGGUGGCUUCCUGGACAUUGUUGUCGUGACGGAGAGUGCGAGUCGUGAUGCUCCACCUUUUUGCCAUUUGCCUUUGGAGUGAUCGUGCGUGUAGGCACAUUUGGGCACCCCUGCAGGGUAAAAUCUUAUCGAUAAGCCGUGUCCGCGGUUAUGGACGACUUGGAGCUGUAUGACUCGACCAUAGACAACUACACCUGUUGAUUCAAUCAUAAUAACUUGUGUAGUAAGUAGCACAACUUCAAUAAUAAAUGGUUAAAACUUGACAACAGUGUGAGUGCCUUUGCCAGUACUUCUUGGCGAAGGGGGAACACGUUGGCUGUGUUAUGUUUGCAGAGUAUAGAACUGUUAGUUUAUGCGCUCUCUCACCUUCUCUGAUUAGACGACUGUUGUAGAGUGUCUCUAUAGGUUUUUAGUGCUUGCGCGCUGCCGCUUAAUCCCACCAUAUUUCCUAUGACGUUCCUCUUGCGUCCUCUAAGUCCCCUGCGUGCCUCAAGUACAAAGGACGACUGGUUGACGAAUGCUUAUACGUCUUGAAGUCUUGUUAAGUACGAACCCGUACUUAUUGCUGCUUCUACGGGAUAUAACCGGGCAGGUAUGAAGAUAUGUUCGAUGAAGACGACGUUAGCGAGGUUACCCUUCCGGUUUGGCCUGGGCAGGGUUAUGGACGCCACUGGUUAUCUUCAGGACUCUUAGUCCAAUUUGUAUCUUGUCCGUACUCGGACGCAUUUGAUCUUCUGUAUGAUUUGGAUCUUUGAAUUGUAUCUAUUUGUAUCUUGACUCGUUGGAGUCGUUGUUGUAAUAUAUCUGUAUCUUGUGGGCUCUAUUGUAAUCC
This is a messenger RNA of Lolium perenne, 2737 nucleotides long. The record is from RefSeq and is a predicted model, not a curated record. NCBI's taxonomy places the organism in Eukaryota, Viridiplantae, Streptophyta, Magnoliopsida, Poales, Poaceae.